This is a messenger RNA of Mucor velutinosus, 807 nucleotides long. Its product is annotated as Peroxisomal membrane protein PAS20. The record is from RefSeq and is a predicted model, not a curated record. Gene Ontology annotation, cellular component: TRAPP complex. NCBI's taxonomy places the organism in Eukaryota, Fungi, Mucoromycota, Mucoromycetes, Mucorales, Mucoraceae. The transcript is spliced from 2 exons. Gene Ontology annotation, biological process: endoplasmic reticulum to Golgi vesicle-mediated transport. The coding region runs from base 1 to 807 and encodes 268 amino acids.
AUGACUAUCCACAACCUUUACAUCUUUGAUCGUCAUUGUCAGUGCAUCUACUUUCAAAAAUGGAGCCACAACAACAAAUCUAGCAAUGCAAGCACCAAUCUUACAUCUUCCAACAAUGCUAGCAAUAACAAUAGUCAACUUGGGAACUCUGGCAGUCGUUUAGGUGGUCUAGCCACCUCUUCUUCACGUUUCUCAACAUCAAGUGCAACAUCAUCCAGUGCAGCAGCAGAAGGUGGAUCACCUAGUUUGAUACGUAGCAACGGUGGUGCUGGUGCAGAUGAUGCAACAAAUCAGCUUCAAACUACUGGCAUCACACAACAAAGCGGUUUGGCUGCAGGAAGCGUCAUCUCUAUUGAAGAAGAAGCCAAGCUUGUGUAUGGUGUGGUUUUGUCUUUACGUAACUUUGUUCGUAAAUUGAGUGGCAAUCAAGAUGGAUUUAUUUCUUACAAAACCUCGACAUAUCGCUUACAUUAUUACGAAACACCCACUGGUCUUAAGUUUGUCAUGAAUUCAGACCCUAAUACCGAGAGUUUGAGAUUGGUGCUCAAGCAAAUCCAUGUUCAAUUGUAUGUGGAAUUUGUAGUUAAGAACGGUUUGAUGCGAUUUGAUGAUACCCGUUGGGAGAUAAGUCAAGGAUUCUUGCAAAAUUCUCAACCCGCAGCAACAGCAGGACAGGAUGACACCAACACAACUACCACAGCAACCACAUCCAGCGCUUUACCUCCUCCUCCACCAGGCAACAUUUCGAAUGAACUCUUUAGAGUUGCUGUGGAUAGAUUUAUUCGUAGCUUAAAGUCAUUUGAAUAA